Molecule: messenger RNA, 7252 nt
Organism: Dicentrarchus labrax (European seabass)
Lineage: Eukaryota; Metazoa; Chordata; Actinopteri; Moronidae
Gene: glis2b
Product: GLIS family zinc finger 2b
Exons: 8
Coding region: 968-2422 (484 amino acids)
Biological process (GO): smoothened signaling pathway; regulation of transcription by RNA polymerase II
Cellular component (GO): nucleus
Molecular function (GO): RNA polymerase II cis-regulatory region sequence-specific DNA binding; DNA-binding transcription factor activity, RNA polymerase II-specific
Source: RefSeq, a predicted model, not a curated record
CUCUGAGCUGGUCCUGACGGGCUGGCUGGGCUCCGGGCGGCUGUCUGUGCGCUUCUGACGGUCGUAAGGGGGAAGACUACCAUCAACACACAGCGUGUCCUCGAGUGCUCAGAGGGGGAGAAGAAAAAAAAAAAAAAGGAGUCACGGGGAUAACUGCGAGAAAAAGAAAAAGCAAACAGCCCCACCUCGGCAUCUGGAAAAGCACCGAAGAAGGAGACGAUCCUCCCCUUCUACCCCACACCCCGACGCCAACCCGCCCUAUCUACCCUACCCACCACUUCGUGCCAUCCCUCUGGUUUCAAUCUGCCCUCCCACCCCGCCAGGAGAACCACGACCACCCAUAGGAAACCCCCACUUGACCAGCGUUGCCAUUGAGCGAUGCGCUUUGAAUUUAGGAAGAAAUCACCUUUUUUUUGCGUUUUUUGAUGUACAAACACAACCAGUGCUUCUUCGGUUUUUUUUCCUCAGCGGGAACAGUUAAGGCUACGGAUUUGGGUGUUUACACUUUUUUGACGGGUUUCCAGUGGCGUGAUAACAUGCUGAAUAUAUCAUCCCACGGCAAACAGACGAGGCUGUCAUUCCAUAGAUGAGUCUUUAUUUAAAAUAACCGGCUGUCACACACGCUUUUGCGUUUUUGAGCUCGUAUGUUUGGUUUUUCCAUGCUUAGAAAUAAUCCUGACAAUGGUCUGGGAACGGACCGCCUCUCCAGACACCUAGUUAUCUUUUUUUCAAGACGCAUCAGCUCUGCAUAUCGUUUUUAUCGGAGAAAAAGCGACGAAUUGACGAGGGAGUCAUUUGACACCGUCGCCGCUUGAGCCCCAUAGGACUUUGCGUGCGAAGUUUGCACCGGGAAGAGGGGGGCCAAGUCGGAGAUAUCUCGGCCAUAUCCGCGGCAUUUUCCCUGUAAGGGGAGGUCUGCCUCUACAAAGCCAGCAAACCAGGGGUGGGAGGUCAGCAAGUUGCAGCCAUGCUGUCGCUAGACGAGCCCCUGGACCUGAAGCUCCCUCGACGGGCCAAUGGGAGGGACAGAGGGGCCCGCUCACCCCCCCUCUCACUGCACCCCAAGCGAGCUCGCCAGCUCCGCAUGGCAGAUGAUGGCACCGCAGUCAUAGAGCCAGCCUCGCCAGCAUCUCCGCACACAGGUGUGCAGGUAGUCCCUCAUGAUCGAACAGACACCCCCACACCCCCUGCAGUGGACCUGAGCAUGUCUCCCUCCUCCCGCCACACCCCCAGCUCUCCAGAAAUGACCAAUGGCAACUAUGUCCCCUCAGGGAAUUCUCACAUCUCACAAGCCUUUCAGUUUUUUGUGCCAAUUGGAGCUGGGGCGGGACUUCACCUGCCAUCCUCCAUGUUCAUUGGCCAGACGAGUGACAAGAGAGCCUCUCCUGACCUCUCAGCGGAUGAACAACUGGCCUGUCGCUGGAAGAAGUGCCAUCUGCUCUUUGACUCCCUGCAAGACUUGGUGGAUCAUGUCAAUGACUUCCAUGUCAAACCUGAAAAGGAUUCUGGAUACUGCUGCCACUGGGAGGGCUGCGCUCGCAAAGGGAGGGGUUUCAAUGCUCGGUACAAGAUGCUCAUCCACAUCCGCACUCACACUAACGAGAAGCCCCACCGCUGUCCCACCUGCAAUAAGAGCUUCUCACGCUUGGAGAACCUCAAGAUACACAACCGGUCACACACAGGUGAAAAGCCCUACAUUUGUCCUUACGAGGGUUGCAACAAGCGUUACUCCAACUCCAGCGACCGCUUCAAGCACACACGCACACACUAUGUGGACAAGCCCUACUACUGCAAAAUGGUGGGCUGCCUGAAGCGCUACACAGACCCCAGCUCUCUCCGCAAGCACAUCAAGGCCCACGGCCACUUUGUGGCUCAGGAACAUGGCUCCCCAGGUGGGGUGGGCUCCCUGCUAAAGGGGAGUCAAAGCGGAGUGCUUGUUAGCGAAGUGGGAAAGGAUUCAGAGCUGUCUUAUGUGAGUGCAGCCCACAUCAUCAUCCCAGGCGCGGCGGCCGCCCUCCUGGGAGGCCAUGCUCUGCAGGGUCUUGGUGGUGCCCUGCCCCUGUCCCCGCUCAGUCCUCGGCCCCUGGACCUCAGCACACUAGGUUGCCCCAGCUCACCUCCAGGCAGCAUGGGAUCCAUCCUGUCCUUCAGUGGCUCCCCGCUGGGCCUGGCCAAGUCCCCUCUGCUCUCCGGAGCAUUCCCCUCCUCGGCCCUGGGCCUGCCAAUGGUGCCCAUGCUGGGGGCCUCGUCUGAGCGCAGGGCGCAGAGCCAGCAGGCCAAGAAGAGCCUGGGGGAGGAGGAGGCCAAGAACGAGGUGACUGGGAGGGUCUUGAACCUCUCCACAGGAGGGUCUCAUGAUCCCCUGUCCUGGGUGGUCAUCCCCCCAGGCACUGUGGUGCUCAAGCCAGCUGUGGUCAACUGAUACACACACACACACACACACACACACACACACUCACACACACACUCACACACACACACACACACACACACACACACACACACACACACACACAUUCCAGAAGAGCUCAGGGGGUCGGGAUGGGAGGGUGAACGCCAUAGUGAGGGUACACGCGGUCAAAGGUGAUAAGGAUCGGCUCGCACAAUCAAAUCCAGGCAAUGCAUUUCAGAGAGAGGUUGGAAAAGGAGAAAACUACAGAGAAACUCAUCAAAACCCUCAAACAGCAGAACAAUAGAUAACACUACACCUCACAAUAAUUAAGUAUACAACGCAAGCCUCUUGUAUUGAUGGGAAACUAAACCUGGGGCCCGAGAACUCUGUUCAGGAUCGUGUAUGGCUCCGUAUUUCUAUCACAAGGCCUGGCAAUGGGCUCCUCUCUGCUCUCUUAUUUUAUACUUUAUUCAUUCCUGUUUGCUGGUUCUGUGGACAGGGACCAUGAACGUGACAGUCUUAUUGCUCUGUGUUCUUACAAAAGUCCUGAUAUCAUUGAUAAGUAUUUAUAUGACUGUACUUCAUCGACAGUGUGCCUCCAGCUUAGCAGUGAGACAGAUACAACCAUGAAACUGAAUGACGCACUCAUAGUUAGGCAAACGUGCACGUAAUAGGACGAUUCUCCACAGUUGAUUUUAAAGUUAUGACCUAUUUUUCGCAGGGCUGCUGUGAUUAAUAUGAUUCAGACAGGCUUGCCAAACCAAAGCAAGUGAACAGAAACUGUCUUGGAUUUGUCCAGGAAAGGGCUGCAGCUUCAGCUCUGAGACAGUUCAAUUAUACACAGCACUUAAUAGUGUCAACUGGUUAUAGUAUUGAAACCUCAAAACUGCUGCUAAACUCUCAGCUCCCCCCGGUGUAACAUAAACUGGGAGAGAGCACUUUUGACAAUCUAUCCCCAGAUCGGGGAAGGUGACCAACAAGAAUGUGUGCCAGGCGUGCAGACUAGGGGCUUUUAGGGCACAGAGCGAACGGAGGACUUGACACAGACAAAUGGUGUUACAUCACCUGGCAAUGACCAUUCAUCACUUCCUCUUUUCCACAAGUGAGAAUUAAGGCACUGGUGUGUCUGGCUCCCUCCUCUGGUAGGACAUGAUACACAACAUCCCGCGUGCCAUUUACAGAACUCGCACUGUUUCACUUCUGGAUUGUCCAGCUGCUUUCCCGUAAUUGAAUCAACACAGCCAGUUUGUGUAUGAAAGGGCCACUGUGGUGAUAAACACUAGUGUCUUUUAUUUUAAAAAAGUGACCCAACCCAAAACCAGCUGUGAAAAACAGGCGGUCGUCUAGUCGAAGCCCAACUUAGCCUAGUCGGUUUUUGUCCCUAGUUCAACAAGUCCUGUGCUGUGCCAAAAAUACCUGGAGAGGGGAAAGAGGGAUGUACGUAUUGUGCCACAGAGGGGGGUGUGAUGCACUCAAUGCCACAUACAGCUGGACUGACUAGGAAGCCACACUAUUGCAAACUGCCUCAUUUUACUCUGUCCAUAGGGGCAAAAAAAGAAAAGAGAGAAAAAAAAGACUCAUUUGACUUCUGGGAAAACUUUUCUCACGGUUUGAUUAAGCAGUCAACAUGCACUUACCACACAUUAUAUUCCUUACAUGUUUCAUGAAAUGUUACUGCCAAGUCAUGGUUCUUUGAAAAAAAAAUAGUUUGCUCUUAUUCCAUUUCCUGCAAGGGUCAGUUUUGCUGUGGGGUCCUUCCAGGCUUGUGUUGCUCAGUGCUAAUGCAUGUGUGAUGUUGACUGCCGUCUCCACGGAGGAGAGGUAGGGGAGCAGGAGAGGAUCAUCACAACACAAGGAACAUUCCCUCAAGAGACUCCUCGAUCUCUCCUCUCCCUAUCUGCUUAUGUUGGUGGUCUUACUUUUCCAUUGCCCAGUCGUAGAGAUAAUCAGUUAUUGCUGUUUUUUUUUGGUUUUUUUUGCUGUUGUUCAGACGAAACAUUUUUUCUGAUGUUGAAGUUGCUUCUUGUGUUCUGCGACGGCUGCUCUGCACUCAGCUUUCUGCUGUCGAGGAUGAGUCUUUCGAGGGGUUGAGGAGAAGACGAGAGGAGAGGUUUGGGUGGUCCUCUAGGGCAGUGGUUCCCAAUCUCAGGGUUUGGGAUAAAUCUAAAGGGUCCCAAGAUGAUUACAUUGAGGGGAAAAGUUAACUUUUUGGGACUUUUCUCCAGUAACUUUGCUUUUUAGCUUUGGUAGCUGAGUGGCUCAGUGGAUGGUUAGUCCACCCUGUUGGUCCAGACUGAAAUAUCUCACCAACUAUUUGGAUGGGUUGCCAUGAAAUUCUGUACAAAAAUGGUGCCCAGAGGAUAAAUCCUACUGACUUUUUUGAUCGCCUAACUUUUCAUAGUGCCACCAUGAGGUUGACAUUUUUCUUUUUAAGUGUAAUGCCUAUUAACUAAUGGAUGGAAAUGUUGUACAGACAUUGUUUCCCUCAGGAUUAACUUAACCCUGAACUUUUCAUUUAGUGCUAUCAUCAGGUCAAAAUUAUUAUUUUUUGUCCAAUGUUUUGCUUUAUCACCAAAUAACUGCAAAACUAAUCAUCUCUCAUCAGCCUCAUCUUUACUUUGUGUAAAGUGCUAAUUAGAUCAUGUUAGAAUUAUAAUAUGCUAAACUAAGGUGGUGAACCGGGUAAAUUAUCACCUGCCAAACAUAAGCAUGUGUUACUGCGGGCAUGUUAUGCUGAUAUUAGCAUGUAGCUCAAAGCACACAGAGUUGCUGGCAUGGCUGUAGACUCUUAGUAACUCUUAGUUUUGUUUCUUGUUAAAUACUGAAUAUGGUUACCAGUUCAGGGCUGCAAAACCUUUAAAAUUAAACAACCUGGGAAGGAGAAAUCACUCUUUGGUUAAACUGCUCACAACAGUAUGUCAAAAACUAAGGCCAUAAACUGUGCUUAGGGCUCAUACGUACAGAUGAUGUUACUUUAAGGGUUCACAAGCUGAAAAGAUUGGAGACCACUGCUCUAGGGGGGAAAUUUAGGGGUGUCCAGUGGACCAAAUGACAUCACAUUCCUCCAUGACAAUCACAUUGAUUUACUGAGGAUCAUUUAGAGAGGGUGUGGGCAUAAAAGAUGACUAUUAAUUAUAUUUGAGCUAUUUAAGCUAAAGCUAAGAUUUGCAAACUCAGCUUCCUUUGUCCUGACUUUUAAUAUCCACGGUCAGGUAAAGGGAAACCAUUAAGAACUAACAUCCGACUGUGAAAUGGUUUCUGGGAAGGCGUGAGAGCAAAGAGAGAAAGGAUUGGCUGAAUGAAUAAAUGAAUGGACAGGGGGACAGGGAGAGAUGAGGGGAGAGGCUGUGUGCCAACAGUGGAAACGAGGCAGAGGAUAGCUGCGCUGUGCAGCCGCCCUCCAUCUGGCCACCUACCCAGCAAACGGCCCUCUCUGCUCUGAAGUCACUGGCUGUGCUGUGCCCAAUGUGGCAGCCACUCACAGGCAUACCAGCCUGCAGAAAAACUAGGCCACUGAACUCUGUCUGCCCUCUGGGUUUUUUUUUUUUUUUUUUUUUACAGAUUAAACCCAAAAGGCUCAACUCCCCCACUUUCCGGCCAUCAAGCUUUUUUUUUUUUUUUGCACCAGAGAUGGGGAAAAACAGGCAAACUAACAAGACACACUCACAGUAAAAAAAACAAAUAACCCUCCAAUAUAACCCUCCGUGUCUGAGGACGAGCUCUGUGUCAGGCUGCCCACAGAUGAACUGUGAUACCUGUGUUUCUGCCUUUGUAAUUCUUAGUCAUCAUUAUCUCAGACAGCCCCCCCUUCCUGUGAGACACACACACACACACACACCCAUCAGUGGCCUGUCUGUGGGUCCAGCCUCGAUAUUGAGUCUGUUGUUAUGAAUGGACAAUUCUGGCGUGUGAUGUCAUCAGAAACAGGUGUUAAGUAGGCUAGACACAGUUUCCGUGGCAACAGUGAAAUCCACAGAUGCUCUCCUCCCCCCGUCUGUCUGUCUGUCUGUCUGUCUGUCUGUCUGUCUGUCUGUCUCUCCUCUGCAGGUCGAAGCCAGGGACAGAGACUCAGCCCGGCGGCAGAAAGCUGAAUAAUAUGACACGGAUCCUCCCAGGGUCCACAACCUUUCAAUAUUAAAUAAGCUGUAUGAUCCAUUAACCCUUUGAGCUCAGUCUGUAAUAAACUGCACUUUUGUUCCCCUCAUAGCAUGUGUAGAUGCGGGGAUGCUGCCACAUCCUUCCUCAGUGUAAAGCGUUAAUUCAUCAGUUGUUUUUGUUUGGGAACAAAGAAUAAUUGUAAAAAAAAAAAAUCAUCCUCAGUUGUUAAAAUGUCUGAAUUUAAAGUCUUUUGGUUUUUUUUAUAUUAUAAAAGCGGUACUUGCUCCUGGAGAUUUUAAAGUAACCCUCACUUAAAGCUAUGAAAAGUGAAACUGAAAAUCCAGGGCACAAAAUUUGUGUUAGAUAGCUAGGUCAGUGUCAUUGUAAAGGGGUGCCAUUGACUAAAGUGCCACAGGGUUGCACAAAGGGUUAAUGAUAAGACUAAGGCCAUGCAAGGCCUGUUCCAAGUUAUGUUUUUUGCACAUUUGUGAGAUAUUAUGUCAGUAUUUUAAUUUUUCCAAGUGCCUUUUUAUUAUAGGUAAAAUAUAGAAGUUAUACACUAUAUGAAAAAAAAUGAUUAUAUGAAAAUAUAUUUUUUCCUGGCAUCAUGUUCUGUGGUUGAACAUGCAGAAUUUUAGAGUUGUAAAAGUCUCCAAUUGGUACAACAUAGCGGUGUUCUCCUGUUUUAGAGGAAUUUUAUUACGAUAUUGAUAAUAAUGUCAAUGAAAAGAAAAAUGUUUAAUAAAGUUGUAUUUGAUACAA